AUGAGCGCGUUGUUCCCGCCGCACGCGCCGCCGCCGUCCGCCGCCGAGGCGCUGUCCUCGCUGCUGUGGCAGCCCUACGAGUGCCGCUCGCCGCCAGCACUCGCGCGCUCGCGCACGGAUGGCGCGCUGGCGCCGCGCGGGGGCGGGGGGCAGCCGGCCGCGUGCGCCCCCCAGUCGCCGAACGGCGGUCGUCAUGCGCGCGCGUCAUACCGCGCGAUCACUCCCCGCCACGAGAUGCGGCUGCCCGUGCCGGCGCCCGCCCAGCUUCGCAAGUCGGACUCGGUCUCGGUGCGCGUGCCGGGCGAGCCGAGCCGACCGAACGUGUCCAGUGUGAACAUAGUGCAGGUGCAAGAUGCGCCCAUCGGGCGUAACGUGAACAGUGCCGUGCAGACGGAGCGCGAGCGGAGUGUAGCGAGCGCAGAGUGCCAGACUGAGGAGCCACGGCGGCGGCGCGCGCGCCGGCCGCGGCGGCCCGAGCCGGCCGAGUGCGUGCCGCCGCCGCCGUACAGCACGCUGCCGCCGCCAGUACCGCACGCGCCGCCCGUGCUGGCGCCGCUGCCGCCGCUGCACCCGCACCCGCACCAGCCGCCGCACCCGCCGCCGCCCAUCAUCGCGCCGCAGCUGCCCGCGCCCAGGUUCCCCUUCCAGCCGAUUCCGCUCAGAUCAGGCAGAGGCGCAGCGUAUGCGUGUUCAGAGGGCGAAGGCAACGCCCCAAAGUCCUGUUGUGGGAGGCCCCCACUCCGACUGUGUGUGCUUUUUCUGGGCGUCGUCGGCGCAUGUUUGGUGGCCGCCGGCGCAGUACUGGGGGCCCUGAGGCCACAUCCGAGGGCCCCACUCACACUACUCCUACUUAUGAUAGGUAUAGGCGUGGUGUUGGUGACAGCGGCAGGUCUGGCCUGGCGGCUGGGAGCCCGCGACGCGCCCUGCGCCCUGCUAGGCCUCCGUCGAGCAUCGUGCCGCCGCCUUGUGCCGCGGCUCCCACCGAGUUAUGCCAGGCCACAUCAUCCGUACGCCGCCAUGCUGUACCCAGAGUUCCACUAUCGGCCGCCGCCGCCGACCUACCAAGCUUCCAUGCAAGAGUAUAGGCUCAGGUUACUUCUCCUAGACAGAAGUGUGCCAGCGGUGUCCCCGCCCCCCACGUACAGAUCGAACUCCGCCAGUCUAGUCAGGGGAUCAACCGGUGCUGCGUGGUGCGGCUCCGAGUACAGUGGGCCGCCGUCGUACCGCGCGCCGCGCUCCGACCCGCCCGUCACUGUCACAGACACCCUCCCCUCCCUCACACCCCUCGACCUCAAGUACGCCGACGACGCCAUAGAAGCACACAACAAAACAGAACAAGAAAAAGACCCAGACGAACACCUCGUCACAAUAGUCCACACGGACAACCAACCCGUCAUAGUGACUGUGUCCGGAUCAACCGCACUCAAUGAUUCGCAGAUAGCACAAACACCCUCCGAAAUAGAUAUACUGGCACACUUAUAACGAACCUAGUAUUUGAUGUAACUAGUGUAAUAAGGACGAGCGAUACGAAGAGACUCGAAGGCUUGUGAUAUGAAGCAACGAUUUGAAACGAAAUAUCAGGUGUUGUACAUGUGUACAGUGUUGAAGUGAAGUGAUUUAAUAAAGUGAAAUAUGAACUGUUAAUUAUGUAUAGAAGGUGCAAUGUAUAAAAGGAAAAUGGCGGUGCAAAGAGAAUGACUGAAUUUUAUUUGGAACAGUAAAUACAAUUCUGUGCUCAGCAUUCAAGCUCCGUAAAAAGCAGGGUAUUGGUUAACUAUAAAAGGUUCGUAAACUCCGAACGUAGCUAGAAUUUUAAGCCAAAACCUGCAUUUUAUUUUGGAGAAUAAACUCAUAUCGAGGUUUAGGUUGAUUGUGCGCAGAAAUCGUUUCGGUCAUACUCUUUGUGUAUAUUAUUGUGUUCUAAAACUGUAAUACUUAGUUUCAAGUACCUUAUUUUAUUGUAGAUAAGUUUCUUGUAAAUAUUAAAAAGCACUGACGUUUGAGUUUCGUUUGCUUAGUGUUAUUUAACAAAAUAUGUGCCGUGUAUAUACGAAUGAUACAAAAUAUAUUUAGCAGUAAAAUAUUUGAGUAGAGAAGCAACGAUUAAUUAUUUAAACCAAAUCAUUCACCGUGAUGUACAACGUAUGAACUUGUUAUUAUUAGUACUGAGUGCCAAUGGAUAAUGUUUUGUUAUGUUAUUCGGUACUGUUGAAUUAAUUUACGGAAUGCUGCAUGACGCUGCACGUUUCUAGUUUCUAUCACUUAUUCUUUAAAAUUUAAUCAUUUACUUUGUGAAUUUAUUGACUGUCUGUCUUGAUAUCUGUUAAAAAAUAUUAAUGUGGAUUACCAAAAACAGACUUAUUUGAGACAUUCUUAAAAGUACCUAACCUUGUAGGGGAAACUACAUUAAAUAUGAGUGAACUGGUAGCUCGGCGGUCGCAAGAAACACAGCGAACUAAAGGCACUUAGGAAGAAAUAACAACGAUCUCGAAAGCAACUUGGAUACGAGUAUUAUGUAAAAGCAAGUAACAACUUCUACGGAAUACUUGUACUUAAAAAACAUUUGAAGCGGUGGAAAUAUUCGAGUAUUCCCGAGUGGCAUAAAUUUUAGUGUGGUUUCCCUAAUGAGAGUUAUACAGAGAAAUGCACAUUGUGCUAACAUUUCGCUUCAAAAGCGCCAGAACCAGACUCGCAUGUGUACUAUCAUAGACGACUUCCUUACCCGAGUAUUGUGUAACAUAACUAUUGUAAGAUUGUAACAAUUAUGUAAUUAAUACGCUGUACAUAACGUUAUUUGUAAUAUAAGAAGUAAAUAAAGAUCUUUAGUGAAACCA
Pectinophora gossypiella (pink bollworm) is the source of this 2834-nucleotide messenger RNA. RefSeq lists its product as uncharacterized. Lineage: Eukaryota; Metazoa; Arthropoda; Insecta; Lepidoptera; Gelechiidae. The transcript has 5 exons. The coding region runs from base 1 to 1482 and encodes 493 amino acids. The record is from RefSeq and is a predicted model, not a curated record.